Messenger RNA from Amphiprion ocellaris (clown anemonefish), 5745 nucleotides. RefSeq names its product tyrosine kinase, non-receptor, 2a (gene tnk2a). The record is from RefSeq and is a predicted model, not a curated record. The coding region runs from base 430 to 3579 and encodes 1049 amino acids. Gene Ontology annotation, molecular function: ATP binding; protein tyrosine kinase activity; protein serine/threonine/tyrosine kinase activity. The transcript is spliced from 20 exons. Lineage: Eukaryota; Metazoa; Chordata; Actinopteri; Pomacentridae. Gene Ontology annotation, biological process: protein phosphorylation; signal transduction.
AAGAUCUCCCUCUCAUCCUCCCGUUGGAGCUGCUGAAUUAUUUAACAUCAGACAGUGGGCUCAGCCGCUGAGCCAGGAGGAGGAUGGAGAGGGUAGGAGGAAAAGCUGGAGAGGGAAGGGGAAGCAUGGAGGUGUCCGACGCUGCAGGAAGUCGUGAGUCAGCAGGGAGAGAAAGGAGCGGUGGGAGGGAAGACGGAGAGAGUUUAUAGAUAGCUUUAGGUGAUACGACAGGAAAGAGCGGCGUCAAAUACCUCCCGUGGUUCGUGUGUGUGCAUGCGCUCAUCGAUCGAGCAGAGAAGGUCAUGGAGCUGAGAGGAGAUUAGCAAGCUAGACUCGGAACACGGCAAGCCGAGCAAACGCCUCUCCCCCUGAAUAGCACAGAAACAGGAGAGGCAAUAGACAAAAAAGGACGAGAGGAGCCGUUACAGUAUGGGGGAGAGCUAUAUGUACCGGCGACUCCCCUACGCCAGAGGAGAGGGGGAGGGGGAGGACGAAGAAGAGAGAGACAGGAGUGUCGGGGGACAAAUGAUGCAGUGUGAGGAGGGCACGGAGUGGCUGCUGGAGCUGCUGACAGAUGUGCAGCUGCAGCAGUACUUCCUGCGCAUCCGUGACGAGCUCAACGUCACGCGACUCUCCCACUUCGACUACGUCAAGAAUGAAGAUCUGGAGAAGAUCGGCAUGGGGCGCCCCGGUCAGAGGAGGCUUUGGGAGGCAGUCAAGAGGAGAAGAGCUCUUUAUAAACGGAAGUCCUGGAUGAGCAAGGUGUUUCCAGUGAAACGGCCGGACAGCGACCCCCAGCAGCCCCUUCCCCAAGGCGCAUCGUCCGGCACGGUCCCAGCCAGCAGCGAGUCGGCGGCUUCCCUCACCUGCCUGAUCAGAGAGUCGGAGCUGCAGCUGUUUGAGCGGCUCGGGGACGGCACGUUCGGGGUGGUGCGACGAGGAGAGUGGACCGGACCCAACGGCAGAGUGCUGUCUGUGGCAAUAAAGUGUCUGAAGGCGGGUGUGCUGGACUCAGACGGUCUGGAUGAUUUCAUCAGAGAGGUGAACGCCAUGCAUUCACUGAGCCACCAGAAUCUCAUCCGCCUGUAUGGUAUCGUCCUCACGCAGCCCAUGAAGAUGGUGGCUGAGCUGGCUCCUCUGGGCUCCCUGCUGGAUCGUCUCAGAAAGCGUCAGGGUCACAUCCUCAUCUCCUCGCUGUGUAACUACGCCGUGCAGGUGGCGUGUGGGAUGGCCUACCUGGAGCAGAAGCGUUUCCUGCACAGGGAUCUGGCCGCCCGCAACGUUCUGCUGUCCACCAAUGAAACAGUGAAGAUCGGAGACUUUGGCCUGAUGAGGGCGCUGCCUACACACACCGACCAGUACAUCAUGGAGGAGGGCCACAAAAUCCCUUUUCCAUGGUGUGCCCCAGAGUCUCUUAAGUCUCGUACUUUCUCCCAUGCCUCUGACACCUGGAUGUUUGGGGUCACUCUAUGGGAGAUGUUCACCCACGGACAGGAGCCGUGGAUGGGCUUAAAUGGGAGCCAGAUCCUCCACAAGGUGGAUGUGGAGGCUGAGAGGUUGUGCAAACCAGACGACUGUCCUCAGGAUAUUUACAACGUCAUGCUGCAGUGCUGGAGCCCCAAACCUGAAGACAGGCCGACCUUCAUCGCCCUCAGAGACUUCCUGCUAGAGACUAUGCCCACAGACAUGAGAGCCCUGCAGGACUUUGAGGAGGAAGACAAGCUCCAGAUUAAAAUGAAUGAUGUCAUCACCAUCAUAGAGGGAAGGGCAGAGCACUACUGGUGGCGAGGUCAGAACCGACGGACGCUGCGUGUCGGCCAGUUUCCUCGUCAUGUGGUGACGUCGGUCGCCGGUCUGUCUGCCCACGACAUCAGCCGACCGCUAAAACACUCCUUUAUCCACACUGGACAUGGAGACACUGACCCUCACAGGAGCUGGGGACACGCAGACCGCAUAGACAGUCUGUAUUUGGGGAACCCUAUGGACCCUCCUGAUGUCCUUGGAAUGGAUUCAGGCGUUGCAAGACCAACCAAACUCCCCAACCGUGCAAAAAAGCAGCCUCCUCCUCGUCCACCCCAACCUGCCGUUCUGCUGAAGAAGCCGUUCUACGACUCGGUGAUGGACGACUACGACGACGAGGACGACACCAGCGCUUCGUCGGGGCUGAAGAGGCUGGGAGUGUCCCUGGGUCUGAAGCUGCGACCGUGGGAGGGGUCCGGCGUGCGCUCGGCCAAAAGCGAAGUGUCGCUCAUCGAUUUCACCGAUGACAGCUUCAGCUCGACCACGCCGUCACCGCUCACCGAGACACGGCAGCCAGAUGAGGACACACUGAAGGACACUCCCUCCAUCCUGGACUGGCCCCUUCCUCAGCCAGCUUACGACGAAGUUACUACAGACCUCGAGGACCAGUCUGAGGACCAGGAGGUGCGAUCAAUCAACAAAGGGUUCACCGAAGAGGCCUCGGCGACCCCUACCACCGGCAUGUCAGGCCGGAGCGAGUCUCAAUCAGCUGACCUCUUCCAGGAGCUGCAGAGAGAGGUGAUGGUGAAGCUGCAGGUUCCCAUGGCAACAGGCCGCUCACUCCCCUCCUCGCCCCUCCCGAUGCCUCUGGCUCCUUUGGGACCUCACCGUCAGAUCUGCCUGCCUCCCCCCUCCCCGUCCUCCACCUCCUCCUUCACCUCCUCCUUCGAGGACCGGCCGGUGUUGCCCCCUCGCAGCCCCGUCCCUCCCCUGCGUCCCUCCAAACACAACUUCUCCAACCGCACCAUCAACCCACAGGCCCGGUCCAGCUCCGUUUCACUGGGCGACGAGGACGACACGCCUCCUCAGAUCCCACCCAGAGACCACGCCUUCUCCCAGCCGGGCUCCCGCUCCUCCUCUCCCCUCCCACUAGUGCCGCCGCUCUCCUCCUCACCCGUGGUCCUGCCCCCUCCUCCCAUCUCCGUCUCCCCACGUCGGGCGUCCGGACUCCUGGGUCCCCUCCUGUCCUCCAGCUCCCCGUCCUCCUCAUCAUCCCCGCCUCAAGCUGCUUCCUAUUCUUCACGGCUGGCACCUCCAGGCUCCUCCUACUCCUCCAGCUCUUUACUGGAUCCUCUGGCGUUUCGUGAGGGGCGUGGCCUCUCCUCCCUGAUUGACAGCUCUCAGAGCUCUGCUCCCACCCCCCUGCCAGAGAGGCCGGCUUUUCUGGAGAGAUACGGAGCAGCCAACAUGGCAGCAGUGAAGCCCAUGAUGCAGCAGCAGCAUCAUGGCGGAGUCAAACCAAACACCUCCUACAACAACAACAAUGGAGGAGCUGCAACUCCCAGCAUGCAACAGGAGCAGAGCGUCACGCAGGUCCAAGGAGCAGUGCACGGAGUCACCAUGGAGGAGUGUCAGGCCGCUCUGCGAAGUCACAGCUGGAGCAUCCCACAGGCCAUUAACCAUUUGUGGAGCAGCUGUUUCGGUUGGGGCUGCGUUCGAGAGCAGAGUGUGAGGAGCUUCUGCAGCGCUGCCAGUGGAACCUGGAACAGGCCAGUACGCUCAUGCUGGAUGCGUACGGACCGCAUCUCAAGAGGAAGUGACAGCAGGAGGACACACUGAGCGGCCGGUUAGCUACUGAUCAGCUUCUUGUGUCACCCGAAUGACACAUCGCUACGACGACGCUUUUUAAUGAAUGGCGGAACAUCAGGCAGCAUACGUGCCUCACUUUCUGUACUGUGAAUAACUGCUACAACCUGUGUCACACGCAUGCAUGCUCAUUAUUAGCGAACAGAGCAGCUUGUUGAAUGAGUCACAGCAUUUACUUGAACGGUUGCUAUUUAUGUUUUUUAUAUCAUUAGAUGAAUUCCGCUGGUCGCUGCUGCAGACGUUUACUGACUUUGUUGUGAAUGUGUGCAUGUUCAAGUACAUGUGUGCGUCCAAACUGUACAUGCCCAUGCCUUUCGUUGCUGUUCAUGAAGCGAUAUAAAUCAGGGAAGUAUCAGCUAGCAUAUAGUUUUACUUAUUGUGAAAAUGUACAGAUAAUGUUGUAUAUAUAACAGUUUACUGAGCAUGUCGACACACGUGCUAACUGCUGGUCAGAAGAUUUAUCUAGUUAGUGAAGUGAAUACUGAUAUGAUUGAUAGCAUAUCAGAUAUUAUUAAUGUAUCAUUUGUGUUUUAAAGGUUCCCUGUGGAGUUCUCUUGUAAACAUUCGAAAGUCUAAGGAUCUGGUCCACAUGUAUGCAGAUAGUUUUUUUUUAAAGUGGGUAUAUUUAUUGAUAAAAAUUAAUAAAAACAAAAUCUCUGUCCACAUGAAAAUGCAAAUAUUGGCCAAUAGAAUCCUGGAAAAAAAGCUAAUAAAAGUUCCUGUAGACUACAAACAAACAGAAAGGAGGAAAUCAUGUGUGGUGAACUGAUUCGGAUGCCUUUUUACCUCAGUCUAGUGCAAAAGUUGUUGUACAUUUAUGAGUAAAUAUGUAAAACAGUAAUCCUUCUAAAGGUUUGCACUGGCAAUAUUUUUGUCCACAUCAGCCAUUGCACAAAAUUAGCAUCUAAACAAAGGAGGGCCAAACGCUUUAUCAGAGUAUCUUCACUGUUUACCUAAAGGUCCAUUUUCAGCCACCUAAAAUUUGGAUAAAAGGCCAAAAUGUAUCGAAUAAUCUUCCAUUUUAAACAUCACCAUGUACAUGUGGGCACGACCUAGAUUUACCAUCAGGCCGUCUUCUUCCUUCCUGGCACAUCGCUGCACAUCCUGGCACAUUUAAACCACCUGUUGGACGGUGAAUCAUAGAAAAACGACUCCGCGGGGCCAUUGGCGUUCACAAUCUCCACAGGUUACCUUUAAACGAGGCUUUACAGGCUUUAUAGCAGCGGGACGUCUGAGAGAUUGAUGGAUUUUGGUCUUUAGUAUAAUUUCCUUCAGCUGGAUAAAGACAUCCGCCAUCUUCUCAUGAAUACAGGGUAUUAGUUAAACCUGUAAAUUAGAUAUUUAAUGCAGCACUUGGUUAGUAUUUCUUCCUAUGAAACUGCUGUAUGAUAAUCACGGACCCAUGCUGAAGAGCUUUCCUGUCAUUCAGUUGAUUAAGCAGGCUGCUGCUGUGUAUGUGCGAGCUUAGCGCUGCAGGUGGCCGGUGACGUCCGACUUUAUAGUGUGUGUGUGUGCAAAUAUCGAUGUCUGUGUCGAUUCUUAGUCGUCCAGGUCAUUGUAACACUAUGAGAAUCGGUAGAAGGGGGCUUUUUUAUGGUUCCGCUGUAAUCUUAGUGAGCUGGUGGUGAUAAUAUGCACCUAGAACUCCCCACCAGUCAUUUAGAACUGAGGAAGCCUCUUGAAUGGAAGUUAAACGUCUUCAAGAACCAAAAAUACGGUCCAGUUGUCUUCUACUGAAGCUCUUGGUGGUGCAGAUAUUGAUCUCGGGUGUGAUGUAUUGUAGGAAAUGAUCAGCAAAUACACAGAAAACAAGAUCAAUAACAAAUAGUAGAUUGUUGCGGAAAUGUCAGCUUUUAACGGACCAUCAGUCGUAAAUUGUUUCUCUUCGACAACAAACGUUUAGACAGUAAGAUUAGGAAACUAAAUUUCUCAUAGUGGCAGGUGAGUGAAUAAGUUUAAAACUGUUAUAUUUGUGUGUGUGAGGCAUCGCUUACGCUCAGCUGUAAGCUCAUGUGCGGAAAUUGUUUUGAUUUUUUGUGACGCUGACUGCAUUAGACUGUUUAGUUAGAGUAGCUUAAAAAUGUAAAAUGCAAAUAUGGCCUUUGUUGUUUUAUAAUAAAUUAAAAUGCUUUUUUCAGA